CAUGAAAGUAGCCGUAUUAGUGAUAUUGGUUCCAUGUCUGGUGGGAUUAUCUGUUGAGGAUUACCAAUUCCGAAAUGUAUCACUAGGGUGGUAUGCUAGAGUAGAUGAUUUGGUAGGCCGACUGACUUUAGAUGAAAUAACACUACAGAUGGCUAAAGGCGGUGCUGGUAUCAACGGCCCAGCUCCAGCCAUUCCAAGACUAGGUAUUGGACCAUAUCAAUGGGAUACAGAAUGUCUACAUGGUGAUGUUGGACACAAUGCCACAGCUUAUCCUCAAUCUAUUGGACUAGCAGCUAGUUUUAGCACAGAUCUGAUCACACGACUGGCUGAAGCUACAGCAGUUGAAGUCAGAGCUACUCAUAACGCAGCUGUUCAAAACGGGUCGUACAUACAGUAUACUGGAUUGAGUUGCUUUGCUCCAGUAAUAAAUAUUAUGAGAGAUCCAAGAUGGGGUCGCAAUCAGGAAACUUAUGGAGAAGAUCCUGUUCUUAAUGGUAUGUUAUCACAAGCUUAUAUUAAAGGUUUACAAGGAGAUCAUCCGAGAUAUGUUAGAGCUAGUGGUGGUUGUAAACAUUUUAAUGUUCAUGGUGGACCAGAUAAUAUUCCAGUUUGGCGAGGUGCAUUUAGUGCCAAUGAAUCGUCGGAAUGUGGAGAAAGCAUGACAGUGUACAACGGAAUAUUUGCUUAUCGAAGCAUUAUCGUUAUGCUUUCUGUUUGCUUCAGCAUCAAUGGAAUACCAGCCUGCGCCAAUAAAUUUCUAUUAACUGAUGUAUUAAGAAAAGAAUGGGGAUUUAAAGGUUAUGUGGUCAGUGAUCAAGAAGCUGUAGAACUGAUUAUGAAUGGACAUCAUUAUUUUAAUAAUAGUAUUGAUACAGUAGCAGGAGCUAUCAAUGCUGGAGUUAAUCUGGAAUUGGGAGGUCCAACGGAGAAAAAUCAAACUUUUAUGCACAUACCUGAUGCUGUAAAGGCUGGAAAACUUACAGAAGAUUUGGUACGAGAAAGAAUGAAACCAUUAUUUUAUACUAGAAUGAGGUUGGGAGAAUUUGAUCCACCGGAAAUGAAUCCCUACGCCUCAAUUACUACUGAUGUUAUUGAAGAAAAAUCUCACAGAGAUCUAGCUGUAGAAGCUGCUAUGAAAUCUUUUGUUUUGUUGAAAAAUGAUGGUGUUCUUCCACUCAAAAAGUCAAAAUAUGAUUCCAUUGCUAUUGUGGGACCAAUGGCGGACAAUGCGUUGAUGCAAAUUGGUAGUUAUUCCACUGUGCCGGAUCCGAGAUUUGUUACCACAGUUAGAAUGGGAUUGAAAUCUCUUGCUUCUGAAGUUAAUUAUGCUAGUGGAUGUCCAAAUACUUCCUGUACAACGUAUGAUGCAGCGGCAGUGAAAAAAGCAGUUUCAAAUGUAGACAUAGUCUUUAUCUGUAUUGGACUAGGUCCCUUGCUGGAAAAUGAAGAAAAUGAUAGACGGAACAUCGAGUUACCUGGAUACCAGCAGUUGCUCAUACUAGAUUCUAUUAUUAAUAGUGGCUCAGCGAAGGUUGUUUUAAUAACAUUUAAUGCUGGACCGGUCAAUAUUACAUGGGCUGAUAUGAAUCCAAGAGUAUCAGCAAUUAUAGCUGCUUUCUAUCCAGGACAAGCUACUGGUGUUGCUCUGAAGAAUGUUGUAACCAAUCCUGUUCCGUCAAUGUUUGGAAGGUUACCCUAUACAUGGUAUCAUACGGCACUACAGAUUCCAUCUAUGACCAAUUACACAAUGCAGGGCAGAACGUAUCGAUAUUUUAAAGGAGAACCAUUGUAUCCAUUUGGUUAUGGUUUAACUUAUACUAAAUUUGAAUAUUCUAAAUUAAAAGUACCAACUACAGUACAGGCUGAUGGUAUUACUAAUAUAUCAGUUACCGUUAGAAAUACCAUGAAUAUUGUUGGUGAUGAGGUAAAACUUUGUUUUGAAGUAAUGAUGCAGAUUGUUUGGAAGUGA
This is a messenger RNA of Lottia gigantea (owl limpet), 1969 nucleotides long. RefSeq lists its product as hypothetical. The transcript has 9 exons. Lineage: Eukaryota; Metazoa; Mollusca; Gastropoda; Lottiidae. The annotation marks the transcript as partial. Gene Ontology annotation, biological process: arabinan catabolic process; xylan catabolic process. Gene Ontology annotation, cellular component: plant-type cell wall. The record is from RefSeq and is a predicted model, not a curated record. Gene Ontology annotation, molecular function: alpha-L-arabinofuranosidase activity; xylan 1,4-beta-xylosidase activity.